Molecule: messenger RNA, 1899 nt
Organism: Tachysurus fulvidraco (yellow catfish)
Lineage: Eukaryota; Metazoa; Chordata; Actinopteri; Siluriformes; Bagridae
Gene: dpep1
Product: dipeptidase 1
Exons: 10
Coding region: 72-1328 (418 amino acids)
Biological process (GO): proteolysis
Molecular function (GO): metallodipeptidase activity
Source: RefSeq, a predicted model, not a curated record
UCUGUCCUGAUGUCCACACACAUGAAAAGGGAAAGCGGUGGUUAAGCAAGACACAGGAGUAACUGGACGACAUGAGGUGCAUCUGGGAUGUAUGUUUAGUCCUCUUCGCCUUUACGUUUACCUCCAGAGCCGACAUAUACAAGGAUCGAGCGCGAAGUCUGAUGUCUGAGACACCACUGAUCGAUGGACACAAUGAUUUGCCAUGGCAACUGAGGAUGCAGUUUAACAAUCAGCUAAAUGGAGUGGACCUGCACACACUCAAUUCAACGCACACCAACAUCCAUAAAAUCAAACAGGGCUACUUAGCAGCACAGUUCUGGGCUGCAUACGCCCCAUGUGACACUCAGUAUAAAGAUGCCGUUAGACACACCUUGGAGCAAAUCGAUAUUAUACACAGAAUGUCUAACAAAUAUCCUGAGGACUUUGUGUUUGCUUCCAGCAGUCAAGACAUAUUGGAUGCCUUUGCCAACAAUAAGACAGCGAGCUUGAUCGGGGUGGAAGGAGGUCACUCUGUAGACAGCAGUAUGGGAACGUUGCGCACCAUGUAUCAACUGGGAGUCCGUUAUCUGACUCUCACACACAGCUGCAACACACCUUGGGUGGAUAACUGGAAGGUGGAUACUGGCUCAGAUCCUGUGGAGCACAAUGGCCUGAGUGACUUUGGAAAGCGUCUGAUUGGUGAAAUGAACCGCAUGGGCAUGCUGGUGGACCUGGCUCACGUCUCAGAACAGGUGAUGAGCCAAGUCCUGGAGAUCUCCCAGGCCCCUGUUAUCUUCAGCCACUCUUCUGCCUACAGCAUUUGUCCUCACAAGAGGAACGUCCCAGAUUACAUCCUGGAGAAAGUGAAAGCCAAAAACGGGAUUGUAAUGGUGAAUUUCUAUAAUGAAUACGUCACCUGUAGCUCAAAGGCCAGCCUCUCACAUGUGGCAGAUCACUUUGAUCACAUCAAGAAAGUAGCUGGUUCCAGCAGUGUGGGUUUUGGUGGUGAUUAUGAUGGUGUAAGCAGUGUACCAACUGGUCUGGAGGAUGUUUCCAAGUAUCCUGAUCUGGUAGCAGAACUGCUAAGACGUAACUGGACAGACGACGAGGUCAAAGACGCUCUUGGAAGAAACCUGAUUCGAGUGUUCAAAGCUGUGGAAACGGUACGUGACAGCCUGAGUAUUAGGACUCCUGAUGACAUCCCCAUCCCUCUGGAGCUAGUCCAGAACCCUUGCAGGACAGAUUACGGCUAUCUGGUUCAGCCCAAUGCUGCAAACAUGCCAUCUCACAGCUUAUUUAUUUUAUCAUUAACACUGAUUUUAUUCUUACUGAUUCCCAAUUUUAUGUAACUGUACACCUAUUGGGUUGUUAUAAUACCUGCUGUACAAAACUGAUUGCUUUUUUUUUGGGUUAAAUCUUUAAAAUAAUAAAUAGAUAGAUAGAUAGAUAGAUAGAUAGAUAGAUAGAUAGAUAGAUAGAUAGAUAGAUACAUACAUACAUACAUACAUACAUACAUACAUAUACAUACAUACAUACAUACAUACAUAUUUACAAUAAUUAUAAAAAAUAAAAGAACCACUACACUAUGUUUUUGUCUCUUCAGCAACACUUGGUAUUGUGUUUUUCUAUGAUCAUGUGUUUUAUGUAUUUUUUAAAUAACAAAAAACACUAUAAGCCUGGAAAUUGUUCUUCCCUGUGUAGAGCACAUGACCUCACCAAGAUGGCCGCUCAGAACCGCAACAGUAAACAAAGCAUUAGUACUUCCUUUAGAUCAAUCAACAUACACACGUUUGCUUGGUAAAUCUUUAAAACUGACAAUAUAGUUGUUUCUGUUUUGUCGUGUUUUAAUAUGCAGCACUCAGAACAUCACCUUUAGCCUGCUAGAUUGCAGAUAACAAGAGAUAAAACACUUUUUACGAA